AUGCGGCUCAAUAUGGCAUCACUUGUAAUUUUCUCAAUUCUCAUUCUUGACGGAUUUUGUCGGAUAAUUGAGCAGCGCAAAUUUGGCACCGAUGACUGUUCAAUUCUAGCCAUUAUAACAGGAAAAACUAAAGAAAAUGCGGAUUGCAAUCUUAAAAAUUUGCUGCAAAAGGAAUACUUUCCACAAAAACGCGAACGUGUGCGCUCAUCUCGAAAACGAACAAUCCUUCAAUUCGAAAUUGGAACUUGUCAAGUAAAUGAGCCAUGUCGGGUUUCGGGAAAACGAACGUGCCUAUGCCCGAAGAGUUUUGUCUGCGAACCAGGACCUUCUGGAGAUUACAGUUGUGUGAAAUUAGGCUUCUACACGAUAUUUGGAAGAUAA
This is a messenger RNA of Caenorhabditis bovis, 381 nucleotides long. NCBI's taxonomy places the organism in Eukaryota, Metazoa, Nematoda, Chromadorea, Rhabditida, Rhabditidae. The record is from the annotation of a GenBank genome assembly.